This is a messenger RNA of Hydractinia symbiolongicarpus, 2667 nucleotides long. RefSeq lists its product as uncharacterized. The transcript is spliced from 3 exons. The record is from RefSeq and is a predicted model, not a curated record. Lineage: Eukaryota; Metazoa; Cnidaria; Hydrozoa; Anthoathecata; Hydractiniidae. Bases 16 to 831 code for a protein of 271 amino acids.
GCAAAGUCUAAAGUCAUGAUUAGUAGCAUUGCAGCCAAGUGUGACCUUGUAGUUGGAAAGUGGCCUUGUGGAGACUGCAGGAAAGGGGUUGGUAGUAACUCAAUUUUUUGUCAGACUUGCAAGCAUUGGGUACAUAAGAAGUGCAGUAGUAUUGGUGGAAGGUUAAGAGCUGACAUUCAGUUUGUAUGCAAGCGUUGCAAAGGUGAGAUUAUUGAGAAUGAAGUAUUUCCAGCUUCAAUGAUGUACAACAGUGGCUCCUUAGAGAUAGUUGAGAACUUCUGUUACUUAGUUGAUAUGUUGGGCAGUGAAGGGGGUGUUGGAAGAAGUGUUACUUGCAGGAUAGGUUCUGCUUGGAAAAAGUUCAGAGAGUUACUUCCUUUGUUGACUAGCAGAGUCCUAUCAAUUGAGGUAAAAGGUAGGUUGUAUGAGGCCUGUAUAAGAAGUGUUAUGUUGUACGGUAGUGAGACAUGGGCAGUGAAGCAGGAAGAUCUUGACCGUUUAGAAAGAAAUGAUAUGAGAAUGGUUAGCCUGCUUUUUAGCUCAUCUGAACUCUUUCUGUCUCUCAGACUGGCGUUACAUAUCCACCUAACCAUUCUCAUAUCAUUCCUUACUAAACGGUCAAGAUCUUCCUGCUUCACUGCCCAUGUCUCACUACCGUACAACAUAACACUUCUUAAACAGGGCUCAUACAACCUACCUUUUAAAUCAAUUGACAAGACUCUGCUAGUCAACAAAGAAAGUAGCUCUCUGAACUUUUUCCAAGCAGAACCUAUCCUGCAAGUAACACUUCUUCCAACACCCCCUUUACUGCCCAACAUGUCACCUAAGUAACAGAAGUUCUUAACUAUCUCUAACGAGCCACUGUUGUACAUCAUUGAAGCUGGAAAUACUUCAUUCUCUAUAAUCUCACCUUUGCAACACUUGCAUACAAACUGAAUGUCAGCUCUUAACCUUCCACCAAUACUACUGCAUUUCUUAUGUACCCAAUGCUUGCAAGUCUGACAAAAAAUUGAGUUACUAUCAACCCCUUUCCUGCAAACUCCAUAAGACCACUUUCCAACUACAAGGUCACACUUGGCUGCAAUGCUACUAAUCAUGACUUUAGACUUUGCUGUGUUCACCCUUAGCUCUUUCUCUUCUAGUCCUUUCUUCCACUUCUCAAACUUUCCAACUAAUUCUUCCAUUGACUCUGCUAUGAGAACCAAAUCAUCUGCAUACAAUAACUCACAUGAACAACCUGUUUUGAACUCCAUCGACAUUUGACAGAAUAAUUGGAAACCAUAGCAGGUCCAAAUUUAAUGGAUUUUUUCUCUAUGCCUGUAAAAACGAAACCCACGGGUGGUAUAAAUUAUUUUCUGUAAAAAUUUUGUUAAAGUGUAGCUGAACUUUCUGAAUGAAUUUUGAAGUUUUAUUUAAGCCACAUGGAUAAAGAUUUUUUUAAUUUUAAAACAAAGCAUAUUUUUGCCUAUUCGCUUGUGAUGACUUGAAAAAUAAACAAUAAAUAUAAAAAUGACAGCAUAGUCAUGCAUACUAUUUCGGACAUGUAGAAAAGGAAGUUAAGGUUGAGAGAGUCGCUAUAGCAGUAGACCCUUGAUCUUCAUGUUUGGGGUUCACGAUUUAAAACGUCCCCCACCUUUCUACAGCAAAAUGAAUGCGCAACAAAAAUAACUUUAAAGCCCGUAUCGCAGGCGUAACAUUCUUUGCACGUGCGUUUUACAUCGCACACGUUACUUGAUUUACAUGUGCGAAUCAUGGCACACCUACUCAAAUAUUCCUCAAGAAGACUGCUGCUUGCAAUGGUUGCUAUUUUGACGUGGAAUACAAGUGUAAUAUAAGUUCCAGCAAUGUUAACAGUCUAUAACAGUCAUACAUUGUAUUUCAACUUUAUGUAAGUUGAGUCAUUAAGCUUUUUGUGGAACAACCAAUAUUUAUAUUUAAAUUAAAUUACAUUGAUUAUAUAAGUUAAAUAGGGGGUAAUAACGACAACACUAAACGAUGGAUCAUAAAAAUCAUUACUUAAAAUAACAUUUCGUUAUUGUCAAGGAUUCUUUUAUCUUUUAUUUAUUUCAUUUUCAGUCCAGUCUCCAAAAGAUGAUCAGUGCUUUAAAUAAUGCUUAUAAACCUGUUGAUUGUUUUUAAUACGACGAUUUGAUAUUAAGUAGUGUAGUAAGUAUUAAAAAAAAAUGAAAGUAGGACAUAUUUUUACCUAACAAAGAACAGCUUCAGAAUACAAAUCUAUUUAAUUGUUUAUAUUAUUGGUUGUUUUGUUGGAAGCAUUGUGCAGAAAGUUAAUAGAAUUUACUUGAUGAAUUUUGAUUUUGAUUUAAUAUCAAUUUUAUUGGCUUUUUUUGACAAAAUUCACUAUUUCUGCCAAACCAUCAGGAAUAAAAUAUAAAUAAGUUGCAGUUUGGGUAUAGUUUGAUCAUUUUCUAAGCAAUAACCACAGUUUUCAUCUUUGUUUGCUUUUUUAAUAAGGAAUUGUACUAUGAUUUUACAUUGAUUUAGUCACAAUGUUUAAAAUCAUUUGGAAAACAACAAAACUAAUUGUAAAAUUGUAAAAUACCAAUUAGGUACACAAAAAUAUUUGUCACUUUCACUCUUUUACAAAUUAGUUUCGAAUCCAAAAUAUAAUUUUGACAUCAAAUAACUAUUCUUUGACUUGUUAUC